AUGGAUUAUAUUUCUAACGAGUGGAUACUAGAAAAUGCCCAUUUUUUUUCGCAAAAAAAGGUUGUUAUUAUCGCAGGUGCAGGAAUAUCUGUUUCCAGUGGUAUUCCCGACUUUAGAUCAAAAACUGGACUUUUUCAGGAUAUUAAAAAUAAAUACAAAAUAAAAGGCGAAGAAUUAUUCAGUUAUAAAUUUGGAAUUGAAUCACGUACUAGGAAAAUCUACCUUGAAUACAUUUGUAAUCUAAAAAGAUUAAUUAAUAACAGUAAUCCAUCGUAUACACAUAAAUUUUUUAAAUGGUAUGCACAGGUAACAUCUUUAAGAGUUUAUACACAAAAUAUUGAUAGUUUAGAAGAGAAAGGUGGAUUAACAAAAGAUAAUUUGGUUUAUCUACAUGGAAAUUUAAAAUAUCUAAGAUGUUUAUAUUGUGGUUCACAGUCUGAAUUUAAUAAUCCUACUGAUAUUUUAAAUUCUCCUAAAUGCACAAUUUGUGCUAAAUCUCAAAAUGAAAGAUUAAAAAAUAUUCCUAAAUAUUUACAUACAAAUAUUAUUCAUUAUCAUCAGGAUCAUCCAGAUUCUGAUUUAAUAUCUAAAUGUAUUAAAAAAGAUAGUAAUUUAGAUUUACUUAUAGUAGUAGGUACUAGUCUUAAUGUUUUUGGAGUAAAAAAUAUGGUAAAGUAUUUUAGUAAAUUUUGCAAGAAUCGAAUAUUUGUUAGUUUAAGUAAUUGCUCUUCUUCUAUGAAGAAAUAUUUUACACAUUUCUACAAAGGAACUUCAGAUGACUUUUUUAGACAUGUUAAAAAAUCAGUUGAAAAUUAUGAUUUAGAUAUUUCACUACAAGAUAUUUCUAUUCACGAAGAAAAUAUAGAAAAGAAAGUACUUGAUACAGAAAGUAGAAAACCAACAAAGAAAAAUAUUUUGAAGAAAAUGAAACGACUUUCGUUAACAAAAGAAGAUAUUGUCAACAAUUUUAUUGUUUUAAACAAUUCAAAGUUUAUUUGA
This is a messenger RNA of Vairimorpha ceranae, 999 nucleotides long. Its product is annotated as sir2-like protein involved in telomeric silencing. The coding region runs from base 1 to 999 and encodes 332 amino acids. Gene Ontology annotation, molecular function: NAD+ binding. Lineage: Eukaryota; Fungi; Microsporidia; Nosematidae. The record is from RefSeq and is a predicted model, not a curated record. The transcript has a single exon.